Molecule: messenger RNA, 835 nt
Organism: Lolium perenne
Lineage: Eukaryota; Viridiplantae; Streptophyta; Magnoliopsida; Poales; Poaceae
Source: RefSeq, a predicted model, not a curated record
AACCUCAUCCAUUCCCACCCAUUCCAGCUCCAAGCAGUCAACCAAAACAACAAGAUCAGAUCCAAAAGCUCCCACAAACUCCGUCGCAGCUCAUCUCCUCCAUCGAUCCAUUCACGAUCCUCUUCUCUCGGCGCGCUCCUACACCCAUGGCCACCGUCGCCGGAGGAGGAGUGCUGCAGCUGCGCGUCGCGUCCACGUCCUCGUCCUCAGCGCCGCUGCAGCGGAGACGAAAGGCACCGUCGGUAAGGUGCGGCGGCAUGCGCGGAGCGGCUACGCCGGCGAGGACAGCCGGCGGGCUGGAGGAGGACCACUACCGGACGCUGAGGCUGGCGCCGGGCGCCACCAGGCGCGAGGUCAAGAAGGCCUUCCACCGCCUCGCGCUGCAGUACCACCCGGACGUCGCGCGCCACCACGGCGACGGAGAAGACAACAGCGACCUGGACUUCCAGCGGAUCAACGUGGCGUACCAGAGGGUCAUGGCCAGCAUGCGGGAGGCGGAGGCGACGCUCGAGCACUGGCGCGCCCGCUACGGCCUCGCCGACGAGGACAUCGACCGGUACCGCCGCUACCUCCACCAGGACGACGACUGGUUCGCCGACCUCUGAAUUCUCAAGUGGCCGGCGCGUGCAGCCGUGCACCGUGCACCGUGCACGCUGUGGUUCUCGCCCUAGCAGACAGAGGCAGCGUCGCUGUAAAUUUGGUGCAAUGUCACUGUUAUUUCUCCCCUAUUUUUGUUGUGGGAGGAGGUAUGCAGAGAUUUCGUCAUUGGUUCUAACAGUUGUAAUUGGAACAGCUUGUGAAUCAUCGGAGCAAUUUUAAUUUGAAUUGUGGAUCA